This is a messenger RNA of Paramuricea clavata, 681 nucleotides long. The record is from the annotation of a GenBank genome assembly. NCBI's taxonomy places the organism in Eukaryota, Metazoa, Cnidaria, Anthozoa, Malacalcyonacea, Plexauridae.
AUGAAUGAGUACAUACAACACCGAAAGAGAACUGAUGUUCCAACUAAGAACAUUGCAACAAUUAUUGGCAAACAACCAGGAGAUAACAUCUGGAUCCUGAUUGAAGGGACUUUUAUUAAUGAAGUUGGUGAGCUCCUGAAACCAGAGGACACCAAUUACAUUUGGCUGUCAAGCAUUUAUUCCCAUUCCACUAUUGCCGCACUACACAGCAGGUGUGAAGUUGCAACACCACUUACACCAAUGGCAUUAGAGCCCCUAAUCCUAAAACUAUUUCCACUUUUGGAACACAAUGCCUUUAGUGCCAUCUUAAUGUUGGAUGCAGGAGCCAUGUCUUGGCAUUACCUCACCAUUUUGGAAAAUAACAAGAAUUGCCCAGUUGCCGUAGCAUACGGACCAUCUGGCACUGGAAAGACAACAGGAUUAUUUGCAGCACUGAGCAUUAUUGGUGCUCAUGAACCUAAUUUUUACUCCCGAGGUACCAAAGAAAGCUACAUCUCCAUCCUGUCAAAGCAGACUGUGCCAAUUGGAUUGGAUGAUCCCCAAUCAAGUAAAAAUGUUAGUGAGCUGCUCAUUGACUUAUUUGGAGGAGCAAUGAGCAAGGGUAUAACAAGAGGAGUACAACAGCCCAUUGGAACUGUAAUUGCUUCAGCAAAUUUUACUCCAACUGAUAGUGCCAGGUAA